UUUUCUACAAAUUCUUUACAUAAGAGGAAGAUGUUUCUCUUGUCUAUGAUUUACAUUGCAAAUAUUUCCCCCAGGUGGUCAUCUUUUGAUCUUACUGGUAUUUCUGACCUUUUCUCUUUUUUUUUUUUUUUUUUGAAGAAGGUGUUUUGUUUGUUGUCGGAUGACUUUUGUUUUAAUAUUUAUGCAGUUACAUGUGUCCAACUUUUCUUUGAUGGUCUCUGGAAUUAUGAGCCACAGUUAGGGAAGCUUGCCCCUCUGGAAAGGUUAGUUAUAAAAGAAUUUGCCUGUGUUUUCCUGUCAUAAAAAGCCAACUUGUUCACGAGAAGGGGAAAGAUCAGGGAAAACCUGGGCUCCACAGCAUGGUGUUUUGACAGACGGUGACCCUAACAUUGCUCACCCGGCAUUUUUCUCCACGGCGCCCCCUGCAGGCUGAUCUGGGAGGAGGCGGCUUCGGCACAGGGCAGACAUCAUCAUGGCCCUCCUGGUACACCUGCUGGUCUGCACCUUCGGGAUGGGCUCCUGGGUGGCCAUCAACGGGCUGUGGGUAGAGCUGCCCCUGCUGGUGACGGAGCUGCCCGAGGGGUGGCACCUUCCCUCCUACCUCACGGUGGUCAUCCAGCUGGCCAACAUCGGCCCCCUCCUGGUCACCCUGCUCCAUCACUUCCGGCCCGGAUGCCUUUCCGAAGUGCCCAUUAUCUUCACCGUGCUGGCUGUGGGCACCCUGGCCUGCACCCUCUUCGCCUUCCUCUGGAAUGUCACCUCCUGGGUGCUGGACGGCCACCACAGCAUCGCCUUUAUGGUCCUCACCUUCUUCCUGGCCCUGGUGGACUGCACCUCUUCGGUCACCUUCCUGCCUUUCAUGAGCGGGCUGCCCGCACGCUACCUGACCACCUUCUUUGUGGGUGAAGGACUCAGCGGCCUCCUGCCUGCCCUGGUGGCUCUUGCCCAGGGCUCGGGUCUCACCACCUGUGUCAAUGUCACUCAGCCAUCAGACACCACCCCAACGACUGAAACCACCGGGAAGACUGUCUUCCUACAGGGAGCUAACAGCACUUUGGUGUCUGACCUGACUGGGAUGACACGUUCCGCCGUCCAUCUGGAAAGCCGCUACCUCCCAGCCAACUUCUCGCCCUUGGUCUUCUUCCUCCUGCUCUCCUUCAUGAUGGCCUGCUGCCUGGUUGCUUUCUUUCUCCUCCAGCGUCAGCCCAGACCCAGGGAAUCUUCCAUAGAAGACCUCCUCACCUCCCAGAUCACCCUCCACUCCAUCCGGCCACGGGAAGGGGAGGACCUGGGCCCCCCAGACCCAGGAGCUAGCAGCAAGGCCCAAGGGCAUCCAGAGGAGAAAACGGCCUCCGACCACCCAGCCCACCUGGCCUUCAUCUACAUCCUGGUGGCUUUCGUGAAUGCGCUCACCAACGGUGUGCUGCCCUCCGUGCAGACCUAUUCCUGCCUCUCCUACGGGCCUAUUGCCUACCACCUGUCCGCCACCCUCAGCUCCAUGGCCAACCCUCUCGCCUGCUUCCUCUCCAUGUUUCUGCCGCACAGGUCUCUGCCAGUUCUGGGGGUCCUCACAGUGCUCGGGACUGGCUUUGGGGCCUACAACAUGGCCAUGGCCGUGAUGAGCCCUUGCCCCGUCAUGCAGGGCCACUGGGCUGGAGAAGUCCUCAUUGUGGCCUCGUGGGUGCUGUUCAUUGGCUGUCUGAGCUACGUCAAGGUGAUGCUGGGCGUGAUCCUGCGCGACCGCAGCCGCAGCGCCCUCCUGUGGUGCGGCGCGGCGGUGCAGCUGGGCUCCCUCCUCGGAGCUCUGCUCAUGUUCCCGCUGGUCAACGUGCUGAGGCUCUUCUCAUCGGCCGACUUCUGCAGCCUGCAGUGCUCCGCCUAGGACACCUGGAGCGGUCCAGGACAGGGCCCU
Messenger RNA from Callorhinus ursinus (northern fur seal), 1912 nucleotides. It is a transcript of the gene SLC52A3, whose product is annotated as solute carrier family 52 member 3. Gene Ontology annotation, molecular function: riboflavin transmembrane transporter activity. Lineage: Eukaryota; Metazoa; Chordata; Mammalia; Carnivora; Otariidae. Gene Ontology annotation, biological process: riboflavin transport. The record is from RefSeq and is a predicted model, not a curated record. Gene Ontology annotation, cellular component: plasma membrane.